Messenger RNA from Helianthus annuus (common sunflower), 946 nucleotides. Its product is annotated as 40S ribosomal protein S8. The record is from RefSeq and is a predicted model, not a curated record. NCBI's taxonomy places the organism in Eukaryota, Viridiplantae, Streptophyta, Magnoliopsida, Asterales, Asteraceae. Gene Ontology annotation, cellular component: cytosolic small ribosomal subunit; ribosome. The coding region runs from base 152 to 805 and encodes 217 amino acids. Gene Ontology annotation, biological process: translation; maturation of SSU-rRNA from tricistronic rRNA transcript (SSU-rRNA, 5.8S rRNA, LSU-rRNA). Gene Ontology annotation, molecular function: structural constituent of ribosome. The transcript is spliced from 5 exons.
CUGUUUGGGCCAUUCGAAUUGUAUAUUUAACGAGCCCAAUAACAACCACUGGACUAGGGUUUUGAACACAUCUUAUUAAAGCAUUCUCUAACCGAACCCUACUCUUCUCUUUGUCGAGGUAGGCGGAGGAGCAUCCCAGUGAUCUGCAAACAUGGGGAUAUCCAGAGACUCGAUGCACAAGAGAAGGGCCACUGGUGGCAAGAAGAAGGCCUGGAGGAAGAAGCGAAAGUAUGAGCUCGGAAGACAGCCAGCGAACACCAAAAUUUCCAGCAACAAGACUGUUAGAAGAGUCAGAGUUCGAGGAGGUAAUGUCAAGUGGCGUGCUUUGAGGUUGGAUACAGGUAACUACUCUUGGGGUAGUGAGGCUGUAACCCGAAAGACCCGUAUUUUGGAUGUGGUUUACAAUGCAUCCAACAAUGAGUUGGUCAGAACUCAAACUCUUGUGAAAAGUGCAAUUGUUCAAGUUGAUGCUGCACCAUUUAAACAGUGGUACUUACAACACUAUGGUGUGGAGAUUGGUCGCAAGAAGAAAGCAGCUGCUGCUAAGAAAGAGGGAGAGGAGGCAGAGGCUGCCACUGAGGAGGCAAAGAAGAGUAAUCAUGUUGUGAGGAAGUUGGAGAAACGUCAAGAGGAGCGCAAACUUGACCCUCAUGUAGAAGAGCAGUUCUCAAGUGGUCGUCUUUUGGCUGCUAUUUCAUCACGCCCCGGUCAAUGUGGACGUGCUGAUGGAUAUAUCUUGGAGGGUAAGGAGCUUGAGUUCUACAUGAAGAAACUCCAGAAAAAGAAAGGAAAGGGUGCUGCUUAAGUUUUAUUUCCUUUUUUACUCUGCAAGGCAUGGGACUGAAAUUUUGAUGUGUUUGUUUGUUAAAAUGCCGACUUUAUGAAUGUUUUGGGUCUUUGUAAGCUUUAUCAUCCUUUAUUAAUACUAGCACUAUUGAUUCAGUCA